Molecule: messenger RNA, 5263 nt
Organism: Solea solea (common sole)
Lineage: Eukaryota; Metazoa; Chordata; Actinopteri; Pleuronectiformes; Soleidae
Gene: tut4
Product: terminal uridylyl transferase 4
Exons: 31
Coding region: 247-4824 (1525 amino acids)
Molecular function (GO): nucleic acid binding; RNA uridylyltransferase activity; zinc ion binding
Source: RefSeq, a predicted model, not a curated record
CAUGUAGAACAGGACCGUUGACUCAGCCACAUAAUAAUCCAAAAUCAGCUUCACAACCCUCAACUGGGAUAAUGGUACGUCCCGGUGUUGUCGAAGUCUGCCCCCCUACAGUUUCUGUUUCCCUCUUCACCUGGACCACGCACCGCAGUCAGCUCUGACCCCAGACAAUUUCCGGUGCCCUGCCUGCCUUGUGGUCCUCAGUGUGGUGUUGACUCCACCAGGGAUAACAGCAGCUGUACAGGAGGAAUGGAUGUGUCCAAAAGUGCAGUAAAAUCUGUCAAACUGUCUCAGCCGAGAGGAGCUAAAGCGCCGUCCAACGAGAAGUCAAAGAAAGACCCACCUGUGCAGAGAGAGGGCAACAAACCUGCACCCCGGAGCAAAGAAAACCCCAUUGCAAGAGAUGACCAUAAUAUAGGCAGCCAAGGGACCCGUGGGCAAGGCAAGACUUCCACAGACAAUCCCCAGGAAAAGAGGAGAGGACGUUCCUCAAGGCUGACGAGACUGACUGGAAGAACAAGUUCUGGUGAGAGAGGCAAAGGUAAAGUGGUGAACUCACAACAGCAGCUGACGGCGCCAGCUCCCAGCCCAAGGGCUGCUCUGUCUGCAGACAGCAGCCCCUCAGCACACAGAGAGACCACCUCUCCUGUCUUGCUCGGUACACUUGAGAAGGGCGUCGCAGAGCACGUCAAGAGCUCCAUAGCAACCCCUGCAAAGGAAAAGUCCCAUGGGUUGAUAGCUGCAGCCCUGAUGCAUCAGUUUCUUGAAGAGGGCCCAGAAGUGAGACCCACUGUAGGGGGAGGACCACUCACAGAGCAGCAACUGGGCCUCCGACAAGCAGAGGAGCGUCUCUACAGAGAUUACAUCCAUCGACUGCUGAAGCAGUCCCCCGAGUAUCCAAACUAUCAGUACUUAUGCAAGCUCUGUUCUGUGCACAUUGAGAACAUUCAAGGAGCACAUAAACACAUCAAGGAGAAAAGACACAAGAAGAAUAUAAUGGAAAAACAGGAGGAGAAUGAGCUGCGUGCACUGCCUCCCCCGUCCGCCUCUCAGCUCAGGGCCGUGGACGCAGCCAUUGUAGAAACAGCCCGACAACACGGGAUCUCAGAGGAGGACUUUAAAGAUCGGAAGGCCGUGGUCGCCAAGAUGGAGGAGAUCAUUAAGAAGCAACUCUCAGGUUGUGCUCUUAGGAUGUAUGGCUCAUGUCUCACCCAAUUUGCCUUCAAGACAAGUGAUAUCAACAUCGAUGUCACCCACCCUUCCUCAAUGACACAACCCGAGGUCUUAAUUCAAGUGCUGGAAAUUCUCAAAAACAGCUCCGAAUUCUCUGAUGUUGAGUCCGAUUUUCACGCCAAAGUUCCUGCUGUGUUUUGUCGAGAUGUUGGCAGGGGCCUCAUGUGUAAAGUGAGUGCAGGUAAUGAUGUUGCUUGUCUCACCACCAAUCACCUGUCAGCCCUGGCUAGACUGGAGCCCAGAUUAGUCCCUCUGGUGCUGGCGUUUCGCUACUGGGCAAGGCUGUGUCACAUUGACUGCCAGGCUGAGGGUGGCAUCCCCUCAUACUCCUUGGCCCUCAUGGUUAUCUUCUUCCUGCAGCAGAGGAAGGAGCCCAUCCUCCCCGUCUACUUCGGCCGUUGGAUUGGUGGCUUUGAUGUGAAGCGUGUGGAUGAGUAUCAUCUAACUGGAAUUUCCUUGGACAUAUUUGUGCGCUGGGAGCACAGACCCCCAAGUUCCACAGAGGGACGAGGGGAAAACCGAAGUGAGACCAGAGGGGAAAGCAGAUCCAAACCUGAGCAGAAUAAACCUGAUGAUAAUCAUUGCACAGAGGGCAUUACCCGCUUAACAUUGAAUCUGGGCAAAGAUGUGACAGUGGGGCAGUUGUGGUUGGAGAUGUUGCGUUUCUACACACUGGAGUUUGCUCUUGAAGAAUAUAUCAUCAGCAUCCGCUUAAAGACACUCCUCUCUAGGGAAGUGAAGAACUGGCCUCGUCGUAGGCUUGCUAUUGAAGAUCCUUUUGCUUUGAAAAGGAAUGUCGCACGCAGCUUGAACAGCCAAAUGGUGUUUGAAUACAUCCAGGAGCGCUUUCGCACAGCUUACAAAUACUUUGCAUGCCCCCAAAAAAGAAUCUCUGGGCGCCAUCUGAGAAGCAAGAAGGCAGGCAAGCAAAGUGCAAAACUGGAAUGGGCCGCAAAGAAGGAGGCUGCGUUUGUCGACACGGAAGAAGGCGAUGGGAAAGGCAAAAAAAGUCAGAGGGCACAGCAGGGGUUCAAGGAGGACGACGAGCCUGACAGUGAUGAUGGAGAUGGUUCAGAUUCGCCCAUAAAGAAGGAUGGGAGGACUUUAGAUGUGAGCCUCAUGGAUAUGGUUCUCGGUGACAGGAACAAACCUGACCUCUCCCCCAAUGGACUGCUGGACAGUGACAAGGAGGGGGACGAAGAGGAUGAAGAGGAAACUUAUGUAACAGAGAAGGAUGGGAACGUUGCAGAGGAGGAUCUGCACUAUGUGUUUGACAAAAUGAUUUUCACUGGUGGGAAGCCUCCAACUGUUGUUUGCAGCAUCUGCAAGCGCGAUGGUCACCUAAAGGACGAGUGUCCUGAAGACUUUAAGAAGAUUGAGCUGAAGCCUUUGCCACCCAUGAACGACCGCUUCAGAGAAAUCCUCGAUGGCCUCUGCAAACUGUGUUACUAUGAAUUGUCACCGUCACCUGUUGAGCAGCAGAAGAGGGAGCAGAUCCUUGUAGGCCUGGAGAGGUUUAUAAGAAAGGAGUACAAUGAUAAAGCUCAACUCUGCCUGUUUGGGUCCUCCAAAAAUGGAUUUGGCUUCCGCGACAGUGACCUUGAUAUCUGCAUGACUCUGGAGGGUCAUGAGACUGCAGAGAAGCUGAACUGCAAAGAGAUCAUUGAAGGCCUUGCAAAAGUGCUAAAGAAGCAUACAGGUUUGAGGAACAUCUUGCCUAUUACAACAGCUAAAGUGCCUAUUGUGAAGUUUGAACACAGACAGAGUGGUUUGGAGGGAGACAUUAGUCUUUAUAACACACUGGCCCAGCACAACACCAAAAUGCUGGCCACGUAUGCAGCCCUAGAUCCACGUGUGCAGUUCCUUGGAUACACAAUGAAGGUCUUCGCAAAGCGCUGCGACAUUGGGGAUGCAUCCAGAGGAAGCUUGUCAUCUUAUGCCUACAUCCUGAUGGUGCUUUACUUCCUGCAGCAGAGGCAACCACCAGUCAUCCCUGUCCUACAGGAGAUCUUUGAUGGGAACACUGUUCCACAGCGGAUGGUUGAUGGCUGGAAUGCUUUCUUUUUUGAUGAUCUUCAGGAUCUGCGGCGGCGUCUCACAGAGUUGCCACAAAACACGGAGUCCGUUGGGGAACUCUGGUUGGGCCUCCUGCGUUUUUAUACCGAAGAGUUUGACUUCAAAGAGCACGUCAUCAGCAUCCGCCAAAUGAAACGCCUUACCACCUUUGAGAAGCAGUGGACCAGCAAAUGCAUUGCUAUUGAAGAUCCUUUUGAUUUAAAUCAUAAUCUUGGUGCUGGAGUUUCUCGCAAAAUGACCAAUUUCAUCAUGAAGGCUUUUAUAAAUGGCAGGAAAUUGUUUGGAACCCCUUUCUACCCUGUCCCUGGCACUGAAGUGGACUAUUUCUUUGACUCAAAAGUCUUGACGGAUGGCGAGUUGGCGCCCAACGACAGGUGCUGCAGGAUCUGCGGGAAGAUUGGACAUUACAUGAAGGACUGUCCAAAGAGACGCAGGAUGAAGAAGAAAGAAAACGAUAAAGACGAUGAUGUAAAAGAGGACGAAAGAGAACCGAAGGACAGGCGGUGUUUCCAGUGUGGCGACAUGGGUCAUGUACGGAGGGACUGUCCGGAGUACCGUCACCUCAAACAGAGGGUCACCGGAGUCCCAGCUCCUCACAUGGUUCAAGCUGUGGUCAGCUCCCAGUCUAUCCCCAUUCCUCAGGCAGCUGCAGACUGUCCUGGAAGAACCAGGCAGCCUUCUGAGUGUUCGGACACUCGGCAGACUCCACCCUACUCCCCACAGCCCUCCUCUCUCCCUCAGAGUUCCUCCCAAUCUUCCAGCUCCCCUCAGCCCUCCCACAUCAAGUCCAGUUCUGCUGGUCCCCUGAAACAGCCCACCCACCCCCAGGUCCCUCUGUCCCUCUUUAGCUUGCCUACCACCCUUCCAGGCCAGUUCCAUCCGGGUGCACUCAGCGCACUGGGGCUCCUGCCCUCCCACCAGCACCAGUCACAUCAGUCCCAAGGGCAGCCUCAUCACUCGGUCCACAUCCCUUCCACCUCCUGGCCCAUCCACGGACCUGUCCUCACCACGUCCUCUCCCAGUGCCCCCUCCCCGCCCGGCCUCAAAUUCGCCCUGCGCUCCAUGUCUGGGAAGGGGAGUCCCACAGGUUCAGGGGUCAACCCCAGUCCCAUGAACCUGAACGACCCCAGCAUCAUCUUCGCCCAGCCGGCGGGGAGACAGCUGGGUAUCGGUGGGCCAGGACGAGAAGGACACUGGCACAACCACAUGGCACAACCGGGAGCACUCAUGGGCAAUGGCACUGUAGUCAAGUCAGAGUCUGGCCAUCCAGCCCAGUUUGUGGGUGUGAGCACAGGCUCUCGGGUGUGGGAGCACAGUAAAGCCCCUCAGUACUCUCUGUCUCCAUCCUGGCCCUACCAUCUGCCCCAGAAUUUCAUCCAACAGGGAAACGGAGGCUACCAGUCCAACAAACCCAUCAUGCCCCAAGGUUCUGUGGUCAAUCCAAAUCCAAACUACCCUCUGGUCCCCCAUCAAAUCCGACAUCAAGUAAAUCUAAACUUCAUCCAACAGAAGAAAUAAACUUAUAUCUCCUUUUAAUUAGUUUAACGGUCAGUAACAUAACACAGCAGAAAAAAAUUGUACUCUUUGCAUCAUUUGAUCGCAGGUAUUUUUAAAAUGAAUUUUAUCAUUUUUGUACAGUUUUUAUGUUUUUUUUUGUCUCAUUACAUUGAUUUGUGAUACAAAUGUCAAAUAUUUUAAUACCCCCAUUUUUGAGGGGGGUCUAAAAAAAGUGUUUUUAUUUUAUGUGUAAAGUAAGGAGAAAAAAUGUAAACCUUUAUUUUUAUUAGCUGUAUUCAUACUUUGCUUGCUACAAGAUGAAGGCUUUGAAUAGACGUUUGUUUUAAAAACAAUCUAACAUGUCACCCUAAGUAUGUAGUGCCAAAGGCAGGGAUAGCAAGAAAAAAGGGAAAAAUCUUAAACAUAAAAAAAAAAAAACCCCUACAAAAAAAAUAAAGAA